AUGUCGAGGAAGUUCCCUCUCGGCUCCACCUCGUUCGCCCUCUCGCUCGACUUCAGCUUCCCGCGACCGGCUCGCUUGCCACCAUCUCGACGUUCGCCGCACCCGGGCGCUAGACUAGACAGACAGGCACUCCUCCUCACCGCCUCAUCCCGCACCGUCCCCCUCCUCCUCCUCACCUCUCGCCCACACACACACACCCUCCAGCCAGCCAAGAUGCAAGGAAUAGGCGUCUCGAACCUCCCGAACCAGCGCCACAAGAUCGUCGCCAAGCAGGGAGGGCACUUUACGUUGAUGGUUGUUGGCGAGAGCGGACUGGGGAAGACGACGCUUAUCAACACCCUCUUCUCGACCGAGUUGGCGAGCGUCAAGGACUACUCGCGGCGUUUCGCCAAGCAGAUGGACAAGACGACCGAGAUUGACAUCAUCAAGGCAGAGCUCGAGGAGAAGCAGUUCAAGGUCAAGCUCACCGUCAUCGACACUCCCGGCUUUGGCGACUACGUCAACAACCGCGACUCGUGGAUCCCCAUCGUCGACUUUGUCGACGACCAACACGAGUCGUACAUGCGCCAGGAGCAGCAGCCGCAGCGAGGCAGCAAGCUGGACCUCCGUGUGCACGCCUGCCUGUACUUCAUCCGCCCAACCGGCCACAGCCUCAAGCCGCUCGACAUCGAGAUCAUGAAGCGGCUCGGUUCGCGCGUCAACCUCAUCCCGGUCGUCGCCAAGGCCGACACCCUUACGCCCCAGGACCUCGCGGCGUUCAAGCAGCGCAUUCGCGAGGUCGUCCAGGCACAGGGCAUCCGCAUCUACACGCCGCCUGUCGACACUGACGACGAGCAAGCGGUCGAGCACGCGCGCAUCCUCAGCGCUGCUAUGCCCUUCUCCAUCAUCGGCUCGACUGACGAGGUGCAGACCGCCGACGGCCGCUCGGUCAAGGGUCGCCAGUACCUCUGGGGCGUUGCCGAGGUCGAGAACGAGGAGCACUGCGACUUUAAGAAGCUGCGCAGCUUGCUUAUACGCACGCACAUGCUCGACUUGAUCCAGACGACCGAGGAAGGGCACUACGAGAGCUACAGGCAGACGCAGAUGGAGACGAGGAAGUUUGGCGAGCCCAAGGUCAAGAAGGUCGAGAACCCCAAGUUCAAGGAGGAAGAGGAGGCGCUCCGCAAGCGCUUCACCGAGCAGGUCAAGAUGGAGGAGGCGAGGUUCAGGCAGUGGGAGCAACACCUCAUCGCCGAACGCGACCGCCUCAACAAGGAUCUCGAGCAGACCCACAGCCAGAUCAAGGCGCUCGAACUCGAGCUCGACCAGAUCGGCGGCGGUCCGAUGGGCUACGGCUCCGCUGCCAGCCGCAGCACGAUGGGUCGUCGCUAG
Messenger RNA from Rhodotorula toruloides NP11, 1371 nucleotides. Its product is annotated as cell division control protein Cdc12. The record is from RefSeq and is a predicted model, not a curated record. Gene Ontology annotation, molecular function: GTP binding; molecular adaptor activity; GTPase activity. The transcript has 10 exons. Gene Ontology annotation, cellular component: septin ring; microtubule cytoskeleton; cytosol. NCBI's taxonomy places the organism in Eukaryota, Fungi, Basidiomycota, Microbotryomycetes, Sporidiobolales, Sporidiobolaceae. The coding region runs from base 1 to 1371 and encodes 456 amino acids. Gene Ontology annotation, biological process: cytoskeleton-dependent cytokinesis.